AUGGAGGAUAACUAUAAAAGAUGUGUAGAUCCUUCCUGUUAUGAUAGAGAUCCGUCCUCAAAAUUACUCGAUAACUACCCUCCCGAUCGUACGGAGCUGGGAAACGCCGGGUGGCUUUUUCUACACACAAUCGCUACACAAUACCCAGAAAAACCAGACGAAGAUACGAAGCUGAGGUAUUUGGGAUUUCUACACUCCUUUGCUAGGCUCUACCCAUGCUCAAUAUGCAGAGAAGGCCUCGUUCCCAUUUAUAAGCAGAUACCACCCAAUGUUGAGUCUAGGAAGAGCUUCUUGCUAUGGACCUCUAGGCUGCACAAUUUUGUCAACAAGGACACCGGUAAGCCCGAGGAGAACUACACCUACGAGCAACUGCUUGAAAAAUACUCAAGUUAA
Molecule: messenger RNA, 393 nt
Organism: Theileria orientalis strain Shintoku
Lineage: Eukaryota; Apicomplexa; Aconoidasida; Piroplasmida; Theileriidae
Exons: 2
Coding region: 1-393 (130 amino acids)
Cellular component (GO): mitochondrion
Molecular function (GO): flavin-dependent sulfhydryl oxidase activity; flavin adenine dinucleotide binding
Source: RefSeq, a predicted model, not a curated record